CUCAAAAUGCCUCAUUCAACCACCACCGAAUCCACCAUUACGGUUCACCCCGUCACCCCUCCAUCAGGUUCAACAUACAACUUCGGCGCAGAGCUACGUGGUGCAGAUCUAGAGAACCUCGCCGAGUCUGAUAAAGACAUCAUCAUCCGCGCGCUCUACGAGAACCAAGUCAUUCUCUUCAAGAACCAGCAGAACCUCAGUCCGAGAGGGCAAUACGAAGUAACGCGCCUGUUCGACCCACUUGCUCAAGGAUACGGCCACGGGAAGACACUCGACGCCAAACGCUCGAUCCUGCAUCCUGACCUCAAAACAAUUCCAACACAGUCUGAAGUACAAGUCAUUGGGAACGGACCUGUUGCUUCCUUCGAGGGAUUGAAGGACAUCAAGCUGAAGCAUCCGCAUCACAAGACGUUCCAUCAAGACGUGAUCAGUGACGAUGAGGACAGGGAGAAUACGAGGUUCUAUCGCUGGCAUAUUGAUGCUGCACUGUACGAUCUGGACCCUCCAAAAGCCACGACUUUGCUUGCUGUGAAAGUACCUAAGACAGAGAACAUGAAUUUGAGGUACGACGAUGGAAGUGGUGACGAGCUCAAAGUCCCCAGAGGCAGUACGGCUUUCGUGAGCUCAUACACUAUGUAUGACAUCCUGUCCGAAGAAGACAAACAGUUCGCAAGGACGACAAAAGUACAGUACGCUCCACACCCCUACAUCUGGAUGUCGCCUGCCAAAUCGCGCUCCACUGGCCUAGGGCUUCACACAUCUGACCUCGAACUCCCCGCUUCCUCUCUCCCACUCAUCGAAACUUCCAAGAUCAAAACCCUCCCCAUGUGCUGGCGCAACCCUGUCACCGGCAAACUCGCCCUGCAGAUCCACCCCAGUGCUGUGCAGAAACUUAUCCUCGCCGACGGGACCGUCAUCGACGACCUGAAAGAGGUCCGCGAGAUUGUGUAUCGUCUGCAGAGGCCCGGGAUUGCGCCGUCGCUGGUGUGGCCCGUGGACUGGGAAGAGGGCGACUUCGUGGUGUUUAACAAUAGGGGUGUGCUGCAUACAGUCACUGGAAGCUUUUUGGAGGAUGAGGUUAGGAUAUUUAGGCAGUGUAACAUGGCGGCUUCGGACGGGGUGCUUGGGCCUGAGGAUGAUGCGUAG
Periconia digitata is the source of this 1146-nucleotide messenger RNA. Lineage: Eukaryota; Fungi; Ascomycota; Dothideomycetes; Pleosporales; Periconiaceae. The record is from the annotation of a GenBank genome assembly.